Molecule: messenger RNA, 357 nt
Organism: Prunus armeniaca (apricot)
Lineage: Eukaryota; Viridiplantae; Streptophyta; Magnoliopsida; Rosales; Rosaceae
Source: the annotation of a GenBank genome assembly
AUGUCGACGGUUCUGAUAUGGGUAAUUCUUGCUCUGCUCUGUCUCUCACUUGCUCCACACAAAUCAGGUGCGGAGUUUGAGCAAUGGUGUGUAGCCGACGAACAGACCCCGGAUGAUGAGUUGCAGGCAGCAAUGGAUUGGGCUUGUGGAGGAGGAGGAGGAGCCGAUUGCAGCAAAAUUCAGGUGAACCAACCUUGCUACUUCCCAAACACUGUCAAAGACCAUGCUUCCUAUGCCUUCAACAGCUAUUUUCAGAAGUUCAAACACAAAGGUGGAUCUUGCUACUUCAAGGCUGCUGCUCUCAUUACAGAGCUUGAUCCCAGUCAUGCCUCUUGCCACUAUGAGUUUAUUCCCUAA